UGCUACUUAUUAACUUUAAGCUUUAUGACAAUUACUGUUAAAGGUUUUGUUAACUCUUAUGUUUGGUAUAGCUAGUAACUGUUUGUUUUAAGAAUUAUGGUGAACCUAUCUAUAACUAAGUGAACCAUGCGUUUAUUAUGUUCUUUUAUACUUGAUACAAUAUGGACAUUCAUGCUCUCUUCUAAAAAUUUUAAAUGUGUUCACAUAUCUAGGAAUUCGUAUCACUUCUGUUAUUAGGGACACAAACAAAACAAUCUGUGCACGUCUCACUUAUAAUUUCUCGUCUGUUUUAUUUCUCCCUAAACCUGUUGAGAUAUUCCAUAAUUAUGUGGAUCCUUUGCUGUUCUAGUUUGACUAAGCCACAUUUGGAAAAUAGUGCUGUCAUUGGAACAUGUGAUUAAGUUUUCGUGUACUCGUGUCACCGGGCCCAGUAUUGAGCGCCCAAACGAAUCAUCCCUUCUUUCGUGACCCAUUCUGCUUUUGUGUUCGUUGUUAUUGUGCUUUUGAAUUCAAGUGCAACAGCUAAAUAAGCCAUCAUGGGGCCAAAGGAAUUUCCAAGUAAAAAAGAAUCAGAAAAUGUUUUCUUACUGAGUAAGAGGCCAGUCUUCCAGAUGGAACAAACUCGGGCUUUGGGAUGUACGUAUUACUUGGUACCAAAUACAGUAAGACAUAUCUAAAGUACGACCAUUGUUUGUGUUCCAUUUGCAUAUCAUCUGUGGUUUGCUUAAAGAAUAUUUUGACAUCGCUAUAAAGUGUCAAAAAAGCAAUUUUCACUAAAGAGAAUAUAAACAUUUUUAAUAUGAGUUUGACUUUUCACAUAAGUUUGACUUUUCACAUAUUUAAAUAAUACACUAGUUAUUUGUAAAAGAAGCAAGGUAUUUUCAGGAAUUUAGUUCUGUUUUUAAGAGAAUUUAUUUGUUUGUUUAUAUGUAUUGUUACUAGUAUUCAUUGUUUAUGAUAUCUCAGUAGUAUUCAUGGAAGUUGACGUAUUAAUGGUUCAAAUAUAUAAAAUAAUGUCUGUAAGAUUCAAAUUACUAUUUCAAAUUUUAAGCCUUCUCUAGGUCACAGAACCUUUAAAUGGUUACAGUAUUUGUGAUUAUUUUUCAGUUUAAGGAAAACCUGUACUACUACAUAUUUUUAAAUAUGGUACUGUUUGAGCUAUUUUAGUAAACAAGUAAGUUUAUAUACAUUCUGUAUGAAUUAUAAUAGUGGUCAUGGCAUCAAUACAAAGUGUUUUAAGGGAUAAAUAUGAGGAUAAGGAAAAAGCAACUUCUCAAGAUAUAUCAUGUAAAGAAGAUUUUAAUGUUACUUACAUUACAGUUAAGGAGGAAAAAGUUUAUAACCUUGCGCAUGAUUUAGGCAAUUUUGAAAAGAGAGAGGAAGGUAAAGUUCAUGAAUUUAAUAGUGAAGAUGAUGGAGAAAUUGUUGAUGCUGUCCAUGAUCAAAAUAAUGAAGUAGACAAGUUGAAAUACCUCAUUCAUGAAGCUAUUAAUGAAGAACACUUUUUAAGUUACCAAACCUCCCUAGAUAAUAAAGAUGUUGAGGAUGAAAACCUUGUAAAGAAAUAUGAUAAUGAAAGAGAUGAAAAUGGUGACACUGCAGAUAGAGAUGACAGUGAAGAUUCUAACAGUGACCAAACAGACAAAAUUAGUGAUAAUGAAGGCAAAGAAUUUCCUCAAUCAUUUGGAAUAAUGGGAGAUUUCUCCAAGUAUUCAGAAAGCAAAAAAUUUAAGUGUGAAUUGUGUGGGAAAGGGUUUCCACGGAGGACUCAUUUAGAAAAUCACAAGGUAGUUCAUACAGGCGAACGGAAUUUUAAGUGUGAUUCAUGUGAGAAAAAGUUCUCUCGAAAGUCAACUUUAGUUCGUCAUCAGGUUGUUCAUUCAGGUGUGAAAAAAUAUGAGUGUCCAGUUUGUGGGAAGGAUUUUUUUAGAAAAGCUCACAUGAUUGAGCAUACCUUAAUACAUAGUGGAGUUAAGAACUUCAUCUGUGAACUCUGUGGGAAGGGAUUCUCACUUCGCUCACAUUUAACGUCUCAUAUGUUUUCACACACGCAGAUCAAGAGAUUCAGCUGUGAAGUUUGCCAGAAAGGUUUUUCAAUGAAAUCUGGACUUGUGAAGCAUCGGCGUGUUCACACAGGUGAGAAAAGAUUUAAAUGCAAUUUAUGUGAAAAGUAUUUUAGUCAGAGUUCUGUUUUGACAAAACAUAUGUUGAUUCACACAGGAGAAAAGAAUUUUGCAUGUGAAGUUUGUGGAAGGUUGUUCUCUCAUAAGUCUAAAGUAACAGUUCACAUGCGAGUUCAUACAAAGGAGAAAAAUUAUGUUUGCGAUAUCUGUGAUUUCCGUUUUUCUUUGAAGUCAAACCUAGAAAGACACAGAAUUGUUCAUAGUGGUGAAAGAAACCAUAAAUGUCACAUUUGCCAAAAAACUUUUGCUCAGAAAGCCCAUUUAAAGGGACAUAUGAUUGUUCAUGCUGACAAUAGAAAUUAUAGGUGCCCUGUUUGUAAAAAGAAAUAUUUAAGAUAUGCUAGUUUUAAGAAACACAUUGAUGAAAAUCACUUAGAAGGAAGCAGUACAGAAUCCUUUGUGUAUAUUGCUGAUCAGAUGGCUACAACAAGCUCUGUUAAAGUUGAAACUCCCAGUCCUGAAUCAAGAAUGCUUGCAUCAAAGUCAGAAAGCUUAGAUGAAGAAGUUAAUGAUAGUCUGCCAAAGGAAUUCACCAGUGUCCAUGUCAAGCCAGAAAAAAUUGAGGCUAAGGAAGAAGUUUGAACUGCUAAACAAACUGAAGAAGAGUGCUUGUAUAUUUAAAAUGAAGUUGUAUAUCUGUAUAAACUUUACAUGCUAAAAUUUUAUAUUAAAAAUUUUUCUUGCCUCAAUAAGUUUGAUCCAUAAAUACUAAUGAAAAAGCCUUUGCUUCUGCAUAGAGAAAUGAGAAUUAUCACUAGAUUUUAGUGUCAAUUGGUUGUGAUCAUACACUUAAGUAGGUGAAGAGCUCCCAUUUUUCUAAAUUUUUUUUUUCCAGGGCCAAGAUCUUAGAUGUUUUGGAGUACAUAAAUUCUUUAUUGUAGAUUUUGUUGGGUUCAUGAUUAAAGGGAUAACUAACCCUUAAUUUUUUCCUCGCUUUUACAUUUCUAAAAGCUUAUUGUAUUAAGUUAUUUACAGUGACUGUUGUUUUCUUCUGUAUUUGCACACACAUGCUCAUUCACAUUUGGUAUUCAUGCAUAUCAAGACCUCUCCUAAGCAACACCUCUUGAACUCCAUCUGACCCAAGACCACACAUUCUUGGUCUGCAUCUUUAGUCUCCAUCUCCCAAAACUUCUAAAUUGUGUAUUCAUUUUGCCAGUGGAUCAGCCUUCAUUCUAAAAUCACCUUGAAAGUAUCUGAUUCAUCUUUUCACCUACUUUCUUUGAUCCUCAUUCAUAGUCGCACUUAAUCAAUUAAAGAAGAGUUAUCUCAAUGAAUUUGUGAUUUAUUUCAACUUUUGCUUCUGUAGAUCAUUCUUUUCUCUUCAAAACUGGUUGUGUUGCUUUUGGCACCAUAUUGUCUUUGAUUCAGUUGUUAGAAAAUUCACAUUUGAUCAUAAUUAUGAGGUGUUGCUAUUACCACAGGUAUUAUAUGAAUCAUCCAGGUACAUAUUUUCACCAUUCAUACUAACAUUUAUUGAUCUAUAUGAAUCACCCUGAUACAUACUCUCACCAUUCAUUGAUCUAAAUAUACUUUUGUUAGUAGUACAGUAUUUGAUUGUUUCACUGUUUCAGAGUUUUGAUUGUUUCAUUGUUUCAGAGUUUACAUAUUAAAACUUGCUACGGACUCUGAAAUGUUGUACAGAAGCCAGUUCACAUCUGAUCAUAACAUGCAGUGUUGCUAUUACCACAAAUACUCAUGUGGAUCACCCAGGGACAUACUUUCAUUAUUCAUACCAACUUACAUUUAGUAUAUAAAAUAUAUGCAUAGAUAUAAACUAGUACAGUGUUUCAUUGCUACUUUGUAAUGUUGUACUCUUGCCUGGCCAAUUUGCACCUCAUUGUUUAUGUACAACUGAUAUAACAAACUUUC
This is a messenger RNA of Macrobrachium nipponense, 4052 nucleotides long. Its product is annotated as zinc finger protein OZF-like. Gene Ontology annotation, biological process: regulation of transcription by RNA polymerase II. The record is from RefSeq and is a predicted model, not a curated record. The transcript is spliced from 3 exons. NCBI's taxonomy places the organism in Eukaryota, Metazoa, Arthropoda, Malacostraca, Decapoda, Palaemonidae. Gene Ontology annotation, molecular function: RNA polymerase II cis-regulatory region sequence-specific DNA binding; DNA-binding transcription factor activity. Bases 1215 to 2765 code for a protein of 516 amino acids.